AUGACCCCGAAACGAAAAACGACGAGUUCCGAAUCUUCGUCGACGAGCAGCUCGGGUUCCUCGUCGAGUAGUUCUUCGAGUUCGGACAGCGAGUCCAGUUCAUCCGAUUCCGAGAACUCCAGUAGUUCCGCCAACAGCCAAAAGGUAUCCGAUACCGAUAGAAACAAGAAGAAGCCGUCAUUCCCAGCGACUCGUCAUGUCAGAUCCAAAACUGAAGCAGUUUCCGUGCAAUCUCUGGAGAAAAGCAAAGAGAGGCAACCACCGAAACCCAGGCCGAUAGUGUAUUCCUCCGAAUCGGAAGAGUCGCCCAGCAAAGCAAAGUCUCCACAAAAAAGGAAACCUCCGGCUAAACCAAAAGCUACUGCUACGGUGGCACCAGUUGUUAAAACACAGAGACCUCCCGCGAAAUUGGCGCCUCCACCAGGACAGCAUAAAGCAGCACCUGCUUCGAAGCCAGUCAACAACAAACCCAACAAAUUUUCUGGUACGUACUGUAACGUAUACACAUGCUUCUAUCCCGCAUAUGUAAUUGAUAACCUUCAAGGUACGGCAAGUGCCAAUGGGAAGGCUCCUGAGAAAUCUGGAAAAACGUCGGAGCCGGUACAAAAAAGAUUGAAGAAAAAGAGCAUAUUCAGUCCUGAGAACAGCAGCGAGAGCGAGAGCGAAGAGAGGGCUACUGCAAAAGUUAGCGCGGUAAAGCCGACGAGCAGCACUGCGAAAUGUUCGAAAAAUCCGCCUAAAGCGAAGUUGAGUGAUACCAAGCAAAAACCCGCAGUGGCGAGCAGACCUGUUGCGAAGCCCGCGCAGCUGCAGAAGUCGGACAGUUCUGCGAGCUCAAAGAGUUCGGCGUCCUCGGCCAGCACGGACAGCAGCUCCGACUCGGAAUCGUCGGAAAGCAUCGCCAGCGCUCAGCCUUCGCCGAAGAAAAAGGAAACGCAGGCAAGCAGCACGCUGACGAAUACUGUGACCAGUGUGCCGCCUAAGAGGCCCUCGGCAACGGUCGCUCCAGUGAAAGCUCAGAAAUGCACGAAACGGCAAGAGAGAAACGCCAUCAAGAGCGAGGACGACGGGGACGCGUCCGUGAGCGACAAAGAGGUGGAGGAUCACGGGGAGGCGUGCACCACGAAAUCACCGGCUAAGGGCAAGCGAAAACUACAGACGCGCAAGGGAAGUAAAUUGCUCCUCCUGCAAACGAAAGCAGCCAGCGAUUCCGAAUCUGACGCAGAGAGCAAGAGAAGCACCAGCAAGUCCCCGGUCAAACGCGCCGGCCCGUCCACGGCUUCCAGACAGACGUCGGCUGCUAACAGAUCGGCCACGCAGAGCAGCGGUGCCACCGCCAACACCACCGGUAACAGAACAAGUCAAGCUCCUUACAACCGGGCACGCGCGACCAAGGAGCGGGAAUGUCCGCUGGCUGCAUCCUGCGACUCGCGGGGCCAUCUCUCCGGCAAGCUGGAGUCGCACUUCACCCUGGAGGCGUGUCCGUUGUAUCACAACACGACGCCGCAAGCUUGCGUAGAGUUUUACAAAGAGAGGAAGAAGCGGGAAGAGGAGCGCAAGAAGGCGAUCGCGAAUUUGGCGAAAAAGUCGCCCAAGGGUGUCCAUCAGACGACCGAGCAACGCAAUUACCAGCUGAAAGUGCGAGAGGUGAGGAACAAGUGGAAGGCCGGCGACGUUAACGACAGCGACAGCGGCGGUGAGAUCCAAGGGAACGAGAAGGACCGGCAGCCUCGGCUGAACAAUCUCGCGCCCGACUACGACUUGAAACUAUUCAUGGAGGCUCAAGCGGUGGCGAGCGAAAAGAUUGAGAAGGAAUUGAAAGAGUUGGAUUGCGACGGCGAAGGUAGAAACGGCGGCGGCACGCGAGUCGUCGAGAUGGGAAAGUGGGAGAUGGAAGUUUGGUACCAGAGCCCGUAUCCCGAGGAAUUCAGCCGUGCCCCGAAGCUUUACCUUUGCGAGUAUUGCCUGAGGUACGCCAAGAGCCGUCAAGUACUGAGGAGACACAGGGAGAAAUGUUUGUGGAGGCAUCCACCGGGACACGAAGUCUACAGGAAAGACAAGAUUGGCGUAUGGGAAGUGGACGGCAAGCGGUAUAAGCAGUACUGCCAGAAUCUCUGUCUGCUGGCGAAAUUUUUCUUGGAUCACAAAACGCUCUACUAUGACGUGGAGCCGUUUCUCUUCUACGUAAUGACCAUCGGCGAUUCCGAGGGCUGUCACACGGUCGGAUACUUCAGCAAAGAGAAGAAUUCCUUCCUCAACUACAACGUGUCCUGCAUCUUGACGCUGCCACCUUACCAGAGGCAGGGCUACGGCCGGCUUCUCAUAGAUUUCAGUUACUUGCUGACCAGAGUCGAGAAGAAGAUCGGCUCGCCGGAGAAACCGCUGUCGGAUUUGGGCCUGAUCUCGUAUCGCAGCUACUGGAAGGACGUUCUGCUGCAGUACCUCUGCAAUUUCGGCGGCAAGGAGCUCUCCGUCAAAGAUAUCAGCAAGGAAAUGGCCAUCGACUCGUAUGACAUCGUCAGCACUUUACAGGCGCUCGGUAUGAUGAAGUACUGGAAGGGCAAGCAUAUCAUUCUGAAGAAACAGGACGUGAUCGACGACUACAAGGAGAGGGUGAAGAGACGGGGCCCCGUCUACAAAGAGAUCGAUCCGGAGUGUCUGAAAUGGAACCCCUUCCAGCCGCCCAAGACGCCCUCCGCCUCGAACUAAGGCCUGCGGAAGCCUGGAACUACGCCACCUUCCGCCUCCUCUCUUGUCGGCUCCAAACGACGGUCGAUCCUCGUCGUCGUCAUCGUCGCCGCUACCGUCGUCGUUCGUGUCUUCUGGUCAGUUCUCGUGAAACGGGAACGCCGCCAUCGGCAGAUUCCACGCCCAUAACGUUCGGUAAGAGCCGUGGAAAUCCUUCCGGGAAGCAUCCCCUCGUCCUGCACCCGGAGGUUGCGGCGAUGCAGUAUCGUGUUCUAUUGGCGAUAUCGUUAAGGCUCGCCGCAAGCAGCCGACUUUCCCGGUCGGUUUAAGAGCGUUGUAUUGUGGUACGGAGUUCAAUUUGCUGGCUCCGACUAUUGACCGUCGCAGCGAAGAGGGCGAGAAGGGACGAGCCGCCGGGAGUAUCGUUAUAUAACGUACGAUUAUUCUGUAUUCCGCGAGGUGUCUACUAUAUACCUGAAAUUCUCAGCGAAUCCUCCUCCGACCCGGGAAAUUGAAAAUUCUCCCGGGAAGUUUUCGUUGAGGUUGUCUCCUCAAAGUUAUCAUUUUUAUACUUCGGAACUACUGGGAAUUGCACGGAACUCUUCGAUACUCCUUCAAAUUUAAUGUUUCGUAAACGGUUCCUUUCAUUUUUCUCCUCUUUCGCAAACACCGAUUAAGUGACGCGAUUAGGAAACACACCAGUAGAGGUAGGCGACAAAUUCGUCUUAAAUUUAAGAACACGCUAAUUUCCUUCGCUAAUUUUGUUCCUCUCGUAGAAGAAAUUCCGAGAAAAUGGAGGAACUGUCGGAAGAUUUUUACGUCCACGGUUGAGCAGACAUCUUGGUGUAUAAAGCGAGUUCGUGUAAGAUAUCUGCACGUAGCGGAUAUUACUAAACCAACGGCGAUAAACCUCCUUCUCUCUCUCUCUCUCUCUCCUUUCCACUACGUCGAUGCUGCGCCGAGUUCGUUGGUGCAUCGACCUUGGCACCUCUCAUUGGUGCAACCUCGUUGGUGCAGUAAGUUGCAUAACGGGCGGCGCGAUAACGCGCCGGUGCAUCGAUCAGAUUGCGUCGAAUGCGCUUACAGCGAACAGUGGACCGCCGAUUCAAAAUCCCCGGUCACGAAUUUCGUGGCAAUGUGCAAAAAGACACGUGGAUGACCCCGAGUUCCGUAAAGGGGAAAAAAAAAAAUUAUUCACGCGCGCGGCCGCGUGAACUCGAGAAAAUGAUAUCCCUUCCUGAAUCCACGUUUGACUGCUGUCGUGAAUAAGAUUGCUUAAGAUAUAAAAUAAAUGACACUCGAGCGAUAAUUUUAAUAUUACUGUAGAUAUUUCCAUAAUGUGCGUCAACGUGAAAAUAAAGGAGAACGUAUUGAAAAGUUUCGGCCCGCGUGUAUUCGGUAUGCUGGAUGCGCGACAAUUUCUCGAGCAUCGAAGCCUCCGGAUUGCCAUGGAAUUCAUUCGUCACCGGCCGCUUAUGCGGACAGUCGCGAUGUGCGGAGGAGAGAGAAGCGCGAGAUUCCCGGCCGUUUAAUUUUCGCCGGUCGGCGAAUAACUUCAGCGCUGAAGUGCGCGCGACUAUAUCAUAACUAUACUGCGGCCGCAAGACAUAGGCACGAGAGAUACGUUAUUGAUCGGUCUACCAAGGUGCAUGCCUGGCUGCAGAACAGAGAGCGAGAAAGAGAGAGGGAGAGAGACGGAGGGGCUUGCCAGCGAUGCAGAGGCCCACCACCGGCCUCGAUCGCGUCGUUGUGAGCAAUGUGAAAAUAACUUGGAAAGCUAUCGAGUCAAGGUCGCGCGCGGGUUCAAUUUAAAUACAUCAGUGUCUCUGGUCGCGCACUGGCUGAUAGCAGCUGAGCCGAGGACCGGCCGAGAUCGUUUUGCGCGCGCGCACGUCGACAGCUGGAAAGAAAUCCCGACGGCUGCUCAUUUCGGAGUCUCUCUCUCUCUCAGGUCACAACGGCUGCUCCCGAUAUUUCUCCGGAGUGACGCGAACGCUCAAGGUACCGACCGGUGAAAUAUUACUUUCAUCUUAUCGCUCGAGCGAAUUCGUCCGCGAACGGACGACGCGAGUCGUCGGGUUCAUUCGCGAACGUCGUUAAAAAUAUCGCAGCUUUCGGCUGAAAUAUCACGUCUCCCUCCCCUCCCUCCCUCAAUUUGCUCAAUCACGAUUGUUCCGCUCGAAGCGUUUCUUUCUCUCUUUCCUUCUCCCGCCGCGUCAAUUUUAAUUAUUACCUUCCAGCUGGCGAGUCCCUUUGCGAACGGUAACUUGUUAACUUUAACCGGCCCGCCUCGGAUUUUCCAGCUCGUAUCGAUCAUACCUCGGCCGAGAGCCUCGCCGUGGGCGACGCGCAGAGAGAGAUGUGUAAGAGAGAGAGAGAGAUAGAUGCUCCCGCGAACUCGCCCGACUUGGCGGUGCCAAACUAUCGAGAGCAAUCGCGAAACUCCGAGUGGACGGAGUGACGUGCGUUCUAUCUCUCUCUCGCCGGACGUUUCGCGGCGGCGGUAUCCUUUCACGGAGAUUAGAACCGGUGUAAUUCCGUCGAAUGCAAUUUCGGCCGAUCACUCGCGUUUCGAUCGGCGCGAUAAAUCAUAAAGAUCGAUCGAGAGCGCGCCCACUACCUAUAAAUAUCGAUUAAAAAGAGUCAGCUCCGCAAACGGACGUUCUUCUCGGUGAGGAGCGGGCUUUACAUGCCGCGGCUGUGUUCAACGCAUGGAACGAGUCAUGUAUAGUCGGCGUCUCGCGUAUGCUAUACAAUAUCUUGCAUAAAAGAAAUACGCGACUUUUCAGCCUUACACACGGAUAAGAUCGAAAGUGUUAUAAUUGGAAUCAUUACAACCCACCUACCAUUACGUAGUUAGAGUUACACGGAGAAAAAAAAAUUAGUAUCAAUUCGAGACUUAUAUUCUCGUGUAUAAGAAAGAACAUAUAAUCUUGUAUAAAGGUGAAACUUGCUUACACGAAGGAAGAUCUUAUGUGUUAAAAAUAUUGUAUCAUAUUGUAAUUAAUCAAGAAUAAUUAUCAUGAAGCGAGAGGAAUAAGUAGCUGAGAGAAAGAACGAUAUCUUCGAACCGAUACAAUUCUUAGUUUUCCGUGUACUUGUGCGAUCUUCAACCACACGCGCUGAGAGAAAGAUAUAGUUAUUUUCGGGGACAGUAUCAGCUGUUUUUUUUUAUUUUAACCACGAAAAUAGUAGUAGCAACAUGCACGUACGAUUAUUAUCACUGACAAUAUAGUAAAACUUUGUGGAAAAAUAGUUUGUUUGACCAUUUUUGUGGUACGGGUUGUGUAUAAAACUGAAAAUCGUGCCAUUCUCCGUCUAAAAGAAUAACACAGCAUACAUGAGACGUCGAGUGUACAGUCGGCGGGGUUAAAUGUCGCAACACCUUCUCGAUGAAUUUCGCAUCCCGCGCCCAAUAGGAGGAUUGUUUUGCUUUAAGUAAAUAAUCAGAAGGUACAUUUUUCUAUCGGAGAUGCGUUGCCCAUCGGGAAAAAAAUGUCAAUCCGCCGGCUUGUGCGUCGCGAUCCGCGAUGGAAAUUACAGGCACAGUACUUUUCGUCGCCUCAAGACCGUUUAUUUAUUUCAACGAGCGAUCUCGUAGUGGCUCUCUUAACCCUUGGCUCGUCGCAACGGGAUCGGUCCGUUCCACUCGAUAUAUUUUUCUACCCGACGAUUCUCCCGUGUCGCCAUGUAGCGAUUGUUUGUCUUCGCGGGAGUGCGACUGCCGCGCGUGACCGAACAAACAAUGGCUGCGUUCAGGGCGGAGGAAGAAGCUCAGCGAGCGCUCAGUGAUUAUCGUCCGGAGUAUUCUUCUAGAUACUCGAUAGAUCCGAGAGAAUGUACCAAUCGGGAGAGCAAUAACCGUCGAGCGCGCUCACCGAGCUGUUUUCUCCGCCGAACGCGGCCAAUGUGAGACCCCUUCGAUCGGGCAGUUGUUAAUCGUAACGCUCGAAUGUUACAUACCAUACCAUACUGUAAUCGAUGGUGCGUGUACAUAUACAUAUGUAAAGUUAAGAGACGAUAAUUCAGAGAAACGGUAAACGUAUAUACAUAUAUAGAGAGAGACAAUAGAUACGAUAAAGAAAAUUUUGUAAUCGUUGUUGUGUCAUCGUCGCGCACUGAUAAGACUGUGUCGCGACGUAUGCAAUAAUAAAGCGUAAUAUAAAUCUAUAAAUAAAUCGAUACUCACUUUCACCUUUGGAUCGCCCCCGAUCACGGGGAGAACCGAUCGCGAGAUCGAAGAAAUCAA
Messenger RNA from Dinoponera quadriceps, 6937 nucleotides. RefSeq names its product histone acetyltransferase KAT7-like (gene chm). Gene Ontology annotation, biological process: regulation of DNA-templated transcription. NCBI's taxonomy places the organism in Eukaryota, Metazoa, Arthropoda, Insecta, Hymenoptera, Formicidae. Gene Ontology annotation, cellular component: nucleus. Gene Ontology annotation, molecular function: histone acetyltransferase activity; zinc ion binding. The record is from RefSeq and is a predicted model, not a curated record.